CCCUCGAAGGUGGGUCCCACAGUUUUGAUGUCUACAAAAAUGGGUCCACAUCUAUGAAAAAAAUGAAAAAAUCUACCUGCUAUAUCUAAAGAAACCCCUGUUUGGGUCUUUGGCUGCGUGUGUGUAGAAGCAAUGGCGGAGUACGGCGGAGGCAUUUCACUGUCCCAACAACCACCGAGCUCCGACGAGUCCUCCGACGAGCACAGCCCCCUGAGGACGGCGGAGAGAUCGAAAAAGGUGGCGGCGGCGGAGACGGGGACGGGGACGGGGAAGAAGCCGCGGGGGAGGCCGCCGGGGUCGAAGAACAAGCCAAAGCCGCCGAUAGUGAUAACGAAGGAGGAGGGGGGAAUGAAGCCGGUGGUCAUCGAGAUCUCCGCCGGAAACGACGUCGUCGAGACCCUCCUUCACUUCGCACGCAAACGACACGUCGGCCUCAGCGUCCUCAGCGGCUCGGGCUCCGUCUCCAACGUCACCCUGCGUCACCCCAUGUCGCACUCCCUCUCCCUUCACGGACCCUUCAGCCUCGUCUCUCUCUCCGGCUCUUUCCUCCACAAUACGACGUCGUCCCCAUCCCCCUCCCCAUCUCCCUCCUUCGGUAUCUGCCUCGCCGGAGCCCAAGGUCAGGUGUUUGGAGGCAUCAUUGGAGGGAAGGUGACAGCGGCGAGUCUCGUCGUGGUUGUUGCAGCGACGUUUAUAAACCCAGUGUUCCACAGGCUGCCGAGCGACACGGCGGACGAGAUGGUCGAGACAGGAAAGCCAGGCACCGACGAGUCGGCCACCGCUGCGACGCCGAUGUCGGUGUGCGUCUACAAUGCAGCAUCUCCGGAUCAGGCAAUGCCAUGGGGGCCAAACUCUCGAUCUUCUUACUGAACAAAAACAUACACCCCAUAUUGUCUUUUCAACAUUAUUGGUUUGGUUUUGGUGAUACUGAUUAUUAUCAAGUAAAAAUGAGAGAAAUUAUGAUGAUGGUCUUUUUAGGGAGGGCUUAAUUGGGAAUUUUUGUUCAUUUUAAUUGGUAUGUCAAUUAAUGAGUUGGUUUAAUUUGGUGUUUCUUUGAUUGUUUUUAAUUACUUGUUUCUGAAUGGUAGGAAAAAAAAAUGGAGAUUUUGUUGUAGGGGUUUAGAGUUCAA
Molecule: messenger RNA, 1130 nt
Organism: Momordica charantia (bitter melon)
Lineage: Eukaryota; Viridiplantae; Streptophyta; Magnoliopsida; Cucurbitales; Cucurbitaceae
Product: AT-hook motif nuclear-localized protein 28-like
Cellular component (GO): nucleus
Molecular function (GO): minor groove of adenine-thymine-rich DNA binding; DNA-binding transcription factor activity
Source: RefSeq, a predicted model, not a curated record